This is a messenger RNA of Musa acuminata AAA Group (dessert banana), 1668 nucleotides long. RefSeq names its product ethylene-responsive transcription factor 4-like. Bases 263 to 1015 code for a protein of 250 amino acids. Gene Ontology annotation, biological process: regulation of DNA-templated transcription. The transcript has a single exon. NCBI's taxonomy places the organism in Eukaryota, Viridiplantae, Streptophyta, Magnoliopsida, Zingiberales, Musaceae. The record is from RefSeq and is a predicted model, not a curated record. Gene Ontology annotation, molecular function: DNA-binding transcription factor activity; DNA binding.
AUCCGAGUUGCACGGCGCGGAAGUGGUCGAUGCGAACAGAUGGUGGGCAUCGCUCGACGGCGCCGAAUUGUCCUCGAUUGCCCCGCUCCACCGUCCAAAUCUUGCAAUCAACCCAUAUAUAAACCCCUUCCCCCUCUCUUUUAACUCAGCCUCAGCCUCUGCCUCUGCCUCGCUUCUUGGAUCAGAGUCAUCGUACAAUCGGGCAGAGCAAAUAGAAGCCACUGCAAUUAACAAAAGAGUAAAGAGAAACAGCACUUUACCCAUGGCAACGAGGGAGAAGCCGGCAGCCGGCGAUGAAGGAGGAGGAAAGGAGACGCAUUUCCGGGGGGUGAGGAAGCGGCCGUGGGGAAGGUACGCGGCGGAGAUACGGGACCCGGGGAAGAAGAGCCGGGUCUGGCUUGGAACCUAUGACACGGCCGAGGAGGCAGCGCGGGCAUACGACGCCGCUGCUCGCCAGUUCCGCGGAUCCAAGGCCAGGACUAACUUCCCCCGCCCGGACGCCUGCCCGUGCCCCGGGCCCGCCAGCGUCAUCGUCGCCCCCUCCGCAGAAGCUGGCGGCGGCGGCGGCGGCGGCAGCCCCAGUAGCCAGAGCAGCACGGUGGAGUCCUCCAGCCGCGAGGCAGCUGUACCGCCCCUCGCGAUCCCGCUCCCGCCCUCGCUCGACCUCGAUAUCCUCCGCCGCAGCGGCAUCAGCGGCUGCGCUCGGUUCCCCUUCCAGCCGUACCCGGCUGUCGCCACCCCCGCCAUGCAGCCGGGACACCGGUACUUUCUCUUCGACACGAUCGUCAGAUCUGAGAAAGCAGCGGCAGCUGCGGCGAUAAGCCGCCACCACCUCCUCACGCUGUACCCGCCCACGAUCGUCGCCGAUCUGAACUCUGCGAUAGCCAGCGGCGUCCAGAGCGACUCCGACUCCUCGAUGGUCAAUCUCCACCGCAACCACCGCUCUUCGCCGCCGCACAGGAUGCUACCCCUGGAUCUCGACCUCAACCUUCCCCCUCCGCCCGAGAUCACGUGAUCCGCCCACCACCGCUUCCCCCACCUUCCUCCGAACAACAAUAUCCCGUUACCCGUCUCAUUCCCCGCCUUGAAAUACUUCUCUCGAAUCAAGCCCAAAAAGGACCAACUUAGUAUUCCGUUUUUCUUAUUUCUUUACUUUUCACUUAGAGAGAGAAAGAGACCGAAAAAUAUUGUAAAUAUUUAGUUCUUUUUUCCUUUUUUUUCCCACAGAAAAGGAAACCCGUAGUACCAUUUCCACUGACAAUAAACGCUUUUUUUAUAUUCUACGGAGGGAAAACGAGGGAUGGCUAGGCAGACUUUUGUCCAUUUCUUGCUUGUUUCCAUUGCGACAAUUUGACAACCACCUUUCGUUGUCAACGAUCACUUAGACGCGUCAGUAAGCUACUUCACGGGGCAGCGAUUCUGAUACUGAAGUAACUACUCCACCGUCGCUCACCAGCUUUGUUUGUGGGUCACCUACGAAACCAAAUUAGGAUAGUGAUCCACCGUCAUUCAUAAAUUAGGACCACGUCCUCCAACCUCUUAUCUCGUAUCAUUACGAGGAAAUUUUCGACGGUGCUCAACUCGAUGAUGUCGCAGAGCGCAUUCUUACCGCGAACAAGUCGGCCCAACUAUCUGACCACGAGUCAGCUCGCAGAUUCAGGCACGAGU